Mya arenaria is the source of this 9724-nucleotide messenger RNA. RefSeq lists its product as uncharacterized. The transcript has 15 exons. Gene Ontology annotation, molecular function: cysteine-type endopeptidase inhibitor activity involved in apoptotic process; ubiquitin protein ligase activity. The record is from RefSeq and is a predicted model, not a curated record. Gene Ontology annotation, cellular component: spindle microtubule; cytoplasm; nucleus. Bases 380 to 6841 code for a protein of 2153 amino acids. Lineage: Eukaryota; Metazoa; Mollusca; Bivalvia; Myida; Myidae. Gene Ontology annotation, biological process: positive regulation of protein ubiquitination; regulation of cell cycle; negative regulation of apoptotic process.
UUAAAAAUCAUUAUGUACAAGUGAUGAAGGAGUUCAUUGCUAAGCAUUGUUUAAUAGAUUGACUUGAACAGUUUAAUAAAUUAGCUCAGCACUAUUCUUAAAACAAAAGUAGUUUGCUAGCCGGUAAACCUAGGGUUAUAUAAGACGAGUAUGUACGUUUUUGCAACUACAUUUAAGAUUGUGAAACAGUUCAGUAUAUGAUGGAAUAAAAGUGGAUGUGGAUAGUAAAACUAGAAACAAUUAGGUUUCAUCCUUUGAACACCAACGCAGAGGAGAUACAGGAAAAACACAAGGCUGAUGGUUUGAUUUUCUUUGCCGAAUCGGAAGGAAAGUAGCAACCAAGAACCAAUAUCAUCAGUAGUUGAGUAUUUGUCACACAAUGGCUGAGAAUGAAUCUUAUUAUAGACUACUUGUUUAUUUUUGUGAAUUGACAGUGCCCAUUUUGACAAGUUUCUAUCAAAAAGCCUUGAAAAGAGAUGAAAAUGGAAGUAUUUUGCAGCAUUUACGGGUCUUUUGUAAAGGCUCAAUAUACCAAAAGUCUGAGCAUUUGUUACUCUUUGGAAAAGAAAUAUCCCUGGAAAUCUUGUUUUCCCUCUCCUUAGUGACAAAAACAAAGUCCAUUCAGAUUGAAGUAAACAAAGUGCGUGAAAUAAGAAAUAAUUUACUACACAUGGCUACCUCAAAUGCCAUUCAUGAUUCUGAAGAAGUAGAAAAAUGCCUCAGGAAACUUCGAAAUUCAAGCUUGAAAUUGGCAUAUUGUAUUCACCAUAAAACUGCAGAGAUGGUGAAAAAGAAAGAAGAAGAAAUGUUGAAUGGAGAUAGAUUGAUAAAGGAAUAUUCUGAGCAUGAAACUGCUUUAAUCAGAGGGUGCAUUGCCUGUGACUUCAAUCAAAAGAAAAAAAAAGUGCAAUCACUCUCCCUGGUGAACAAAUGUGACUCCAGAAUGACUAGAAUGAAGGAUAUUAGACAAAAUAUUUUUAGCUCCAGAAAUAUUGUGAUCAUUGCUGACAGUGUAAAAGACGCUGUAAAUUCGACACUAUAUGUCCUCAAAGAUUUGAAGUUUGAUCCAACUAAAUGUCAACAGGCUUCACAGAUAUCAGAUAUUGAUAUUGGAGAUAUCAGUAAUACAGAGGUACUUCUGAUUGACAAUCCAUCCUUGCGUAGAUGGAAUCCAAGUUCGAUGUUAAGGAUGCUGCAAGCUGCAGGCCCUAUUAUUGUCAUUGUUGUCAAGUACGAGGAAUGGAGGAGAGCAGAAUGUACCCUCACUGAGAAAUUUACAGUGAUCAGUGAGCCGAAAGAAUCACUGCCAGAGUCAAAAAAUGAUUCAGAGAUAACUGCACUCGAUCACCCCCAUGGUAGAAAUGAUAAAGAUAUCUCUGUCCUUGGAAAUAGAAAUGUUGUUAGUUUGGGUACAAACUCAAAGUUGACUUUGAAAGAUGACAAAAAGUGUCCAUUGCCAGAAAGCUAUUUUGAAUUGUCUGAAGUUUUAGAUUCUGAUGUCGAGGAGGAAUCUGAAUAUUUUGAUAACAAUACUCAUUUGAAGGAAGUUGACUGUUUUGAACAUAUUCCAAAUCCUGACCUAGAGAGAACUGAGGUCAAAGUUCCCUUGUCGGAAACCUCCGAAAGCUCUAAUCAACAUAGCUUGGAAUAUUUAACAGAAUUAUCGUCUGGGUAUCCAGCCAGGUCCUCAACGCAAGAUGAUGUUUAUUCUCAUACUGAUGAAAGUCAAAUUGAAAAUGCAUUUCAAAGUCUACGCCUGCAUGAAGAGUUACCAAAAUCUGAGGUCAACAAUAGUAGAACAGCCGUAAUGUCCAGUGAAAAGUUAAACCAGAAAAGGUGUCUUUCUGCUGAAGAUGUGACUCAAAGAAAUGCAGUUAUGGCUGAAAUUGAUAAGGAAGAUCCAAAGCAAAUAAAUUCUUAUCAGUGCCAGCAAAAUGGGGUGUCAAUUGUGGAAUCAAAGGAACAUCUGGGUGCAGAAGAUAAGAAGGAUGAAAUGGUCAAUAUAGUCACAGAAAAUCAAGGAGGAAAUGAUGCGAAUGAAAGGAAAAGACAACUCAUGUCACAAGAAGGUACUUCAACUCCCAAACUCCCAACUUUUUCUUCAAAUAUAAAAUUUUCUCGUUGCGGACAUGAAACUGCUGAUUCUGAAGUUUCAAAGUCAGGUAAUGAUGCCUUGGAUAGUAAAAUAAUUGAACAGAGACCUUCUGAAAAUCAUCAAGAUAGUGAAGAGGUACAAAUUGGACAGAAUAAAAGUUUAACCAAAGCAACCAAAAAAGAGGUUGAAGUCACUGAAGAACGUCAGCAAGCAAUGAUUGCACAGGAUAGGAGUAGUGGGAACCAGUUUAAACAAGCUGCUAAAGAAGGCAAUGACACAGGCAUGUGCUCCUCUUCUAUGACUAGACAAAAUCCAUUGGCAAAUGAUGCAGUAAAAGAGAAACAAAAUUGUUGCCAAUCUGCAACAUAUCAUAUACUGGAAGAAACAGAAAUAAGAAAGGAAAAUAUGUUGGGAUCAAAAAACGCAAGUGAUUUUCUAGAUGACGAUGAUGCAAACUGUAAAUGUACUACAAACAUCAAUAAUUCGAAGAAACCAGAUGUUUUCUGUGAAUGUUCCAUUGAUGCGUCAGAACCGGUUGAUUCAAGUAAAAAAUCAUCAAGAUUUUUGAAUGUUAGUCUUAGUGCAACAGAAACUCCCUCAGAAAAUGUAAACAUUUCCUGUUGCAAACAUGAAACUGCUGAUUCUAAAGUUUCAGUGCCAGGUAAUGUUGCAUUGGACAGUAAAAUUGUUGAACAUAAGCCUUCUGAAAGUCAUAUAGUUUGUAAAGUGGUACAAAUUGAACAGAAUAAACAUGAUGAAAUAAUCCCUGUAAGUUUUACCAAAGCAAACAAAGAAGAGGUUGAAGUCACUGAAGACCCUAAGCAAGCAAUGAUAGCACUGGAUAGGAGUAGGGGGAACCAGUUUAAACAAGCUGCUAAAGAAGGCAAUGGCACAGGCAUGUGCUCCUCUUCUAUGAAUAGACAAAAUCCAUUGGCAAAUGAUGCAGUAAUAGAGAAACAAAAUUGUUGCCAAUCAGCAACUUUUCCAUUACUGGAAGAAAAAGAAUUAAGAAAGGAAAAUAUGUUGGAUUCAAAAAACACUGCUAGUGAUAUUCUAGAUGAAGGUGAUGCAUACAAAAAAUGUACUAUAAACAUCGAUAAUUCGAAGAAACCAGAUAUUCUCUGUGAAUAUUCCAUUGAUUCAUCAGAACUGGUUGAUUCAAGUAAAAAAUCAUCAAGAUUUUUGAAUGUUAGUCUUAGUGCAACAGAAACUCCUGCAGAAAAUGUAAAGAUUUCCUGUUGCAAACAUGAAACCGCUGAUACUGAAUUUUCAAAGCCAGGUAAUGUUGCAUUGGAUAGUAAAAUCAUUGAACAUAAGCCUUCUGAAAGUCAUAUAAUAAGUAAAGUGGUUCAAGUUGAACGGAAUACACAUGAUGAAAUAAUCCCUUUAGGUUUUACCAAAGCAAACAAAGAAGAGGUUGAAGUCACUGAAGAACCUAAUCAAGCAAUGAUUGCACUGGAUAGGAGUAUUGGGAACCAGUUUAAACAAGCUGCUAAAGAAGGCAAUGACACAGGCAUGUGCUCCUUUUCUAUGACUAAUCAAAAUCCAUUGGCAAAUAAUGCAGUAAAAGUGAAACAAAAUUGUUGCCAAUCUGCAACUUUUCAAAUACUGGAAGAAACAGAAAUAAGAAUGGAAAUUAUGUUGGAUUCAAAAAACGCUGCUAGUGAUAUUCUAGAUGAAGAUGAUGCAUACAAAAAAUGUUCUACAAAGAUCGAUAAUUCGAAGAAACCAGAUAUUCUCUGUGAAUGUUCCAUUGAUACAUCAGAACUGGUUGAUUUAAGUAAAAAAUCGACAAGAUUUUUUUCUUGUGUAAUUUCUAGUCUUAGUGCUACUGAUACUCAUACAGAAAGCUUAGGUGACAUUGAAACAAACACAGUAGAUAGUGAGCAUUAUACAAGCAGCAAAUUGCCUGAGAUAGACAACACAUUCAAUAAGAAGACUGUGGAUCAACAGGGCAGUAAAGCAGCCACAGAUAUCUGUGAUCAGAGUAAUAGAAAUGUAGCCAUAGACCAAACAUUACAAGAUGAAGGCCGGAAACCCAAACCGAUUAUCAGCUGUUUAAACUGCCCAAAGAUAAUGCUCAAUUGUGAUGACCAGACUCACAAAAUUGUUGACAGGGGAGAAAAAGAUGAUUCAGGUUACAAUACAUUUGAAAAAGGAGAAAAUCAGAUUUGUGUUAGAUGUAGGCCAAAGGGAAAGGAUGCAUGUUCUUCUCAACAUCAGAAGGUUGCAAAUAAUUUCAGUGAACAAUUGUGUGUACACUGUUUAAAUACUUCACACGAAAGCUGGUAUUUAUUUCUAUCAUAUUGGAUUAAGUCACGUUUUAGACAAAGUAAAGAAAGUAUUCAGACCCAUAACAGUUCCCUCAAACAUUAUCAGAAUCCGAAUUUGGUAGAUAAAUCUUCACAAACACAUAUAGGUUUUGAAGAUUUAAUUCCAGAAACCCAAUCUGACGUACCAAAUUCAACCGUCCGUUCAUCAUCCAUACAGAGAAAACACAAGAAAAGAAGACUUAAACAAAAAGUAAAUCAGGCAAGACAGGAUUCCCUUCUGGAAAUGACUUGUUACAGUUCAGCAGACAGUUUAUCUCUUUUAGGAGGAAGGUCAAGGUUUUCAGAUUUAACCAAUAAGACCAAAAUGCGUGUGUUGCACUCAAACAUAAAGGCUUAUAAAAGAGUAACAAAGAAGAAAAAGACAGCUGGAUCAGGAAGGACAUACAGGUUAAGAAAAAAUGAAAAAGGCUAUGAUAUUCGAGAACUAUCAAGUGUUGAGACAGACUUUUAUGGAAGCUCAAUUCAUGACAUUUCCCAGACAUGGGAUUCUUGGCUUGAUUUGAAGAAAGAAAGAAAAGAAAUUUCAUCUUCAAAAGAUGUAGCUCGCAGAAUGUACAUGGAACAUUUUGAUUGUCCACCUGUCAAGGUCUUUGGUCUUAGAACUUUCUUUGACCGUGUGAAUACAGGAAUACCAUUAUCAGAAGAAGAACAGCACCAAUUUGAAUGGCUGAGGUUUAUUUCAUUUGCUGAAUAUCAGGGCAAUGGAAGUGGCAUUGUUUUAGCCAGAAAUGGGUUCUACCAUAAUCCAGAAGAUGGCCCAAACUCUACACGCUGCUUUGCCUGUGAUGCAAGAUAUAAUGAGUGGGAGAUGUUUGAUAACGUUGUUGAAAGACAUACACGAUUGUCCCCCAACUGUCCCCUUCACCAUGGCAACAUUGGUGAGGGCGCUCGUCGGAAUAUCUCCAUCGUCUCCGAUGAUGUUCCCCGACGAAGACCAGCCCAGCAGCAAACUGCAGUGACGGCUGAACCCACUGGAAGGAAUGUGCAGGACUCAGAACCUGCAAGGUCCACUUCAUCAUCAUCAGCUGCUGCUGCAGCUACCUCUGGCGCUUCAUCUGUAUCCUCAGUUGCAGCUACCUCCACUACCUCAUCUGCAGGCAGUUUCAUUCACAGUCAUCUCCCUUCUCAAUCAAGAAACCCCAUAGCUACCUCACUGACUCGUGUAAGUGGACAUGGUAACUUUGGUCGCCCAGUUACCACCACCAUCCAGCAAGUUACUGUCCCCUCUUUGGCCAAACCCCAGUCUCUUAGUUCCCCAUCAACUUCAGAAUCAGCAGUAGCUUCCUCUGCAUCGGCAGUUGGGGGAAUAGCUGCAAGUGUAGCCAAUACUCACAUCAGCAGUGGAUCCCAGCAUAGUGGCUUUACAAGUAUGCAGCCAACCUCAGACCCGAAUAACACGGACCGGAUGUACCACUUGAACCCGACCACUCAGAUACGUGGGAUGGGGAUGGUGGAUGAACCGUACAAUGAGAUAUCUGUACCACCACCUCAGCAGGGCAUUAGUGUAUCUGGAAACCAUCCUCCAUCAUCUAUAUUUGGUGGUGGACCAGUCGGUGCAGGUGCUUUUACUACAGGUCAGCCCCAGAGCAUACCAGUCAGUGGACACACUCAGGUCAGCGAACUGCGUAGCUCUUCUGUCCCACUCGUCCAAGGUUUAUCAGGCUCCCCAGGGCUCGCCCCUCACCAGGAGGCAAGACCACCCCCACCUUCCACACAGCAGGCACUAUCCUACCAGCAGAGGGCCCAGGGAUUAGGAGGAGGUUCUGGUUCAGGGGGUGCCCCACCUGACCGGGCUCGUGGUACAGGCUUACCUGGGCUUGACCCAGAUCUCACCGCCGGUAUACACAUUGUAAGCCCACGCCACCCAGACUAUAACACCCUCACGGCUAGAAUAAACUCUUUCAGUGGAUGGCCUUCCCACCUUGAUCAGAACCCGAGGAUGAUGGGAGAGGCCGGAUUCUUCUAUGUUGGUAGGGGAGUGGCUGACUUCUGUCGAUGUUAUGCCUGUGGCGGUGGAUUACGCAAUUGGCAACCAGGAGAUGACCCAGUUUUGGAACAUGCUCGAUGGUUUCCACAGUGUGAAUACAUUAUCAAGCUGAAGGGUCAAGCAUUUGUCACCGAAAUUCAGAGACAUGUCUCAAAUUUGUCGGCUUCAAACAGAACUCCAGCUGAAACUCCAACGCUGUCUGAGAACAACUCUCAAGACCCACUUGACUGUGAGACUGGGCGACAGCUAAUGAGCAUGGGCUUCCCCCAGGCCCGGACACGGCGCGCCAUCAGGGCGCUCAGGAGAACACACGGUCGUGACCCCACACCUGAUGAAGUGUUGGACUGGAUGUUGGAGGAUCAUACUGACUCUGAGCCAGUAUCGAGUAUGACCUCCACGAUUGGCAACAACUGCAUCAAGUCAUAGACCCACAUAACUUGCAUACAAGAUUCAUGUGAAUGCAGUCCCACACUUCCCGAAGAGCAAUUGUUAAUUCAUGAAUGUUGCGUGGCUGCUGCGGAAUGAGACGUAAACAACGACCGAGGACAUCCCUUAUGAUUGUGUUCUAUUGGGUUGCAGUCAUGUGUGACAGAUGGCCUCGGAGAAGUAUCUACGCCGUUAAUGUGUAGAAAUCUUCUGGUAAGCACGUGCAUCGUCUUGCUGUAAUAUUGACCAAGGGCAUUGACGUACCAUAGGCACAUAUACCGGUGCAAACGAUCUGGUCAAUGUAUCUGUGCAGUCAGACAAUGAAUUUGUGAUUGAUUUCUGCACAUAGAAACCACACAACUUCCACCAUAACAGUUAUAGUGCGUUGCUUUCAUGAUGCGGCCUGUAUACACACAGUCUUUUGUCCGCCUUGGAGAGACUAAACCGUGAUUUAUCACUAAAUAUCACAGAAUGCCUUCAACACCCACAAUUGUUGACCACCAAUUGACGUUGAACUUGACGGUGAUGUUCUGUGAGAAUCAUGCAGUGAUACGUCCUCUUCGAGGGAAAGUAAAAAUGAAGAUUUGCAGUUUUGCCUCGAGUCUGAAAGGGGAAUCACAACAAGAAUUCACCCUAAACCCUGACAGGAAGCUUGGAAUGAAACUGCUGGUCACACCUCAACUAGUACCAUUGAGAUUGAGUCUUUCAAAAAUUUGAGAGCUGCACUUACCUUGAUCAUCUGGAUGCUUGCAUCUGUUCAUGAUGGUCCUUGGGGCAUUGAAUUGAGCGGCUAAGUGAUCGAGAUCAGUAUUUCAUUACAUAAUGUCUGCAGACAAGAUGAUUGUGUUUCUGUCUGAGGUUUUCCAUACUGAAAACAUUUUCUCUAUUUUGCAUUUGGUUUGAAUCUGUUGGAGGUAAGGUACACAUUAUCAAUAAUAUCUGCUCUUGGUUGUUUUUAUUAAGAUAUUAUGUUUCAGGUUAAAUCUAGAUGUCAUUUAUCUGCUAGGUGAUGAUAAUCAUGUUACGAUGAUGUAGCAUUGAGGAGCACUGAUCUAUCUGAGACAAAAUUUACAAUUUUUAGAACAUUGAAGAAGAUAAUCUAGAACAGAAUUGGAAUUGUAACAGUCAAAUACAAAUUGGUGUUGCUGAGAUCCAUUUUAUAAGGUCCCUGAAAUGUUUACAAAUAUAAAGCAUGAAAUUUCAGAACAAGAUUAGAAGGUCCUUGAAAUACCGUAAUGUGUUACUGAGAUGUAUUUUAGAAGGUCUCUAAAAUGCACAAAUCCAUUUUCAUGUAUUUGUUGAAUAGUUUUGUAUUCAGCCCCGCAAAAGAAAUUGAGGUGCCCUAUAGUAAUGGCCCUGUCUGUCUGUAUGUCUGUCGUUCCGUUUUUCUGUUCAAAGGUCUGUCCACACUUAAAACUCUUAUAAAAUAUUAACUUCAUAUUUAUACACUUGUUCACAGUAAAAAUACACUCAAUUAUGACAGUAAUGUAACUCCAACUUAAUAAUUGUCAGAUAUGUGGCCUGACCUGUCUAAUUUACCCUAGAAAUUUAUUCAAGAAAACACUACUUGAAAGGAAUUGAAUGAAAUUUAAAGCAUGAAUAUAUGGAAAUCAGAACAAGAACCAUAACUCUUUGAUUCAUUGUAAUGAAAUGAUCUCCCUUGAUUUGAUAAAUAAAAAAAGUGCAGUAUGUUAAAGAGUAAAUGAGAAUUGGAGUAUAGAUGAACAGAAAAAUAUAUGAUGUGCACAUUUCAAGAACCGUCACUGUGUUGGCAAUUGUUCUUUAAUUGCCUCCCUUUUGCAUAGAUGCUAUCAUUUGAAGGCCCAAUCACAUCAUGUGAUGGUUUUUAUCUGAAUAUUAAUCAGACUCUUAUGUUUAUCAUGAUAAUUUUGUGCCAGGUACCAUUCAGAUAGUAUGUACUUAAUAAUUAAGAUUGUAUGAGCAGGGGCGUAGCUAAAUGCAUGUAAAAUUUUUACUCCCAUAAGACUUGUGUGAGCUGAAAAAGAAAAAAAUAGACUUGUGUGAGCUGUCAACAUGUGAAGUUAUUUUUUAGUUUGGCUUGGAAAAAAGAAAGGAUAUGCAUCCCAUGUGCAAGAAUAAAUUAAUGAAAGAAACAUUUUCAAGCAUUCUGAACACCAACAGGGAGUGAAAUUGAAAUAAAAUAUAACCAGUUAAAUAAACUAUAACCAAUUAUAAACAUUGUAUGUAACAGUUGAAGAGUACUUCUUGGACACUUUUUUAUUUCAAGAUGCCUUGCUGGUUUGUUCAGAUAUGCACCCCCUAAGCCUUCAAUUUCCAUUUUGAAUUUUGGGAUGUAAGAACUUGCCAUUUUAGGGUUAUUAAAAAUUGAUGUGUUUGCACUGCCGUACAGGAGUUUGGCUAGGUAUGACCCUAAAGGUUAUGUGACUAUGGAUAGAUUUACAUAGUGAUUGUAAGUUAAUCUCUUGGAGAAUUGUAUAUGGUGAUAAAAUAUGGGUUAUCUGUUGGACUUUGAGAGAAUUGCGUCAAUACCAUGAUACAUAUUAAUGAAGCCAUGUAUGUUAUGUGAUACAAGCCUAUAUGAUACAAGGAAUUGAAGCUAUUCUAUCAGCAAUUAUCCAAUAAUGAGGCCAUAUGUUACAAUAUAUUAUGUAAUAAUUUUGUUGCAAGAUAAUGGGACAAUUACCAUGUGACAUUAUAGCAGAUCAUGUGUUGUCCUACUUAAAUUUUUGUAAUGUCAUGUAUUUAUGGCCAUUAUCAUGUUUGUGUUUUAUUACGCAUUGUUUUACUUUGUUUGACAGCUGCAUGAUAAUGGUAUGGCAUGCUAUACAUUAUCAUAGUAUGUUCAAUCACAUAUUUUGGUCUUGAUGUCAAUUUGCUUUGUAGUAAUUUGCCAUUUGGUUA